UUUCCAUUAUAUCUUGCACACCCCGGGGUAAUAUAUUUCCAUUACACCCUGUACACAACAAGUUAGGGGAUAGAAUAUGUUCACUACACUUUGCACACCACGGGAGGUGAGUUAUUAUGUUUUUUUACGCGGAGAGACAAACUGAUGAAAAUUACGGAAAGAUUAACCUCAUUGCAGAUAUAAGGAAAAAUGUAAACAAGUGAUAUGCGAAACAAACAAUCCAUAUAACAAUCUCAACCGAUAGCACACUGUAUUACCAAAGCUAGAAAAACAAAGACAACUCUCUUCAUGGAUGGAAAAAUUCACCUUUAUUUGAAUUAUUUAGAACAUGAAGAUGCUCAUCCAAGAGAAAUUCACAAUACCAAUGUUUUACCACGAUCAACGACUAAUAUUCACCAAUCAAAAAAGUGGUUCAGUACCAUGCGUUAAUUGUGACGUCAUCAUCAAUAAGUCGUAAAUGUCGUCUGUCAUGUCAUGCGUGGCCCGUCGGCCAUAUAUUUGAGGAUCUAUGGCCACUUUGAUGUAAAAAUCGUAGAAAUUGUCAACAGGUCAGUUUUAUUCAGCUCGCCGAGGAAACGAACAUGGUUUUUAUAAGCAGGCAGAUGGUGCUCCGUGCGGUUAUGCCGUACCUGAUAUUUCUGGAAUUGGCGCUAAUUGGUGUGUCAGCGCAGUUUGGACCCUUUCCUCGAAGAUUUCGAAACCCGUGGGGUCCUCAAACAUUCCGUGGUCAAUUUCCAUUUCAACCACCGGACAGAAUGCAGUCCUUCACUGCACGAGGGAUGUCGGGAAGGAAUCCACCUUCUAGACAGUCAGGAAGGAACCCACCUUCUAGACAGUCGGGAAGGAACCCACCUUCUAGACAGUCGGGAAGUAACCCACCUUCAGGACAGCCAAACCGCAGGAACAUGUUACCAUGGGGACAACCAUUUCCGGGACCGCCUCCGUUUGACCAGGCCGCCCGUGAGAUGGCACAACGCGAAGAAAUGAGUAUAUUGCAAACAGAAAUUAAUCCUGUACAGACUCAAGCGUCCGGAUUGAAUAGCCUCACAUCACUUAUUUUGAAUAGUACCCAACUUCUUAACAAUGAGGCCGGAAGUGGACUUUCACCUCAGCAAUUGCUAAGUGAAGUCAUUACGUCACAAACUGGGAAUUCCCCGACAGGAUCUUCCGAUGGAAUGUCACAAUUUUUGAACUUUGGUAAGAGUCUGUUAGAAAGUGCAUUGAACAGAAAGCCUUCUGUUGAGAAAAAGUCUCCCCCUGCUGCUGAAACAAUAAAAAAUGAACAUCCAAAAGGAGAAGUCAAGCCCAAAGUCAUUGAAAAUGUCAAGAAGUCUGAAAGUGCAAAGCAAAUUGAAAAGCAUAACCACGUGGAUAGUGGAAUUCAUGGCGCACCCGACAAAGAUGUUUAUCCAAAAGAGAUCAGUGGACCAGUUAAUCCUAGCGAUGUAAAGCAAGUGAAUGAACCCGUUAUACCAACAGACAUUCGACCAGUAGAUGAUACAAACCCUGUUAAACCGAUAGACGUUAAACCCGUGAAUGGAAAUCAACCUGUCAACGCUAUCGACCUACAGCCUAUCAAUACUAUCAACGUUCGACCUAUAGACGAAGCAGAUCUUGUCGGCGUCGUACCCGGGCGCAGAAUCAAUGUAGGGGUUCAACCAGGGGAUGUAAUCAGCCCACAGGACAGGCUCCAUACCAUAAACCCAAUUACAGGGCUACCCGAGGUCCCACACGCCAGACCCAUCGGAGUGGUGUCCCCUAACGAUGUGAUGGACAGAGGACAUGUGCACGUUGACGGAACGUUUCACGAUUUCCCGGUAGAGCUGCACGGUAACGAUACUCAGGCUAUCCUGCCUGUUCUUGACCCUUUAACUGGAGAGACAGUUCUUAUUCCUAACAUUGAUUUAAACUCUGGCGUAAACUCGAAGUCUCUAGAUACUGCGGAAAUGCGAGCCGCCUGGUUAAUGGAGCGAAAGAGGGCGCGAAGGCUGAAAAUGCAGAAUCGUCGACUGCGAGAACUUCUUAGACACCACAUGAACGAAGUCCAUCCGAGUGAAAUGGUACCAAUCGACACUAUUAACGGACCAAAACCCGGGGAUAUUAUUCCUGUCGAUGACGUCAUACCGUCUAUCCCUGUUUAUGUCCCAUCAGCUACACCCUCUCCAAGCUUUGUGUUUCCCAGUGAUACCGGAAGUGAUUCUGGAAACCCUAAGCCGGAACCAGAACCAGUUUUGCCAGGUAAUGUUCUAGGUCCCCUGUCACCAGAGCCUGGUGACGUCAUUGCAGUCGACGUCAUACCGGAACCGGAGGAUCCUGGAUACAUUCCAUCUGCUACACCAUUUCCAAAUAUAAAGGUACCAGGUGAAAAAUCUGUUAUUGGUGGAAAAAGACCUCUACAGCCUGGUGACGUCAUUCCAGUUGAUGACAUAAUACCUACAGUUCCUGGUUACGUUCCCUCUGCCACUGCGGCCCCUGAUUUUGUUUUUCCGAAAGACGUCGGUAUCAAAUCUACGGGCACAUUGAAUCCUUCAAAACCAAAAACCGGAAACGGCAAUUCCGGCAUGAUCAUUUUGCCAGCUACUCCCGCGCCAGUGAUCAAAGUCCCCCCGACAACCAGACGACCCCAGCCUCCGCCACCGCCCGCGCCCCGCCGACCCGCUCCACCCCCGCCAAAGAAGAACAAUCUACUGAAAAAUCUUGGCAUUGGGUUUGCUAUAGGGAGUUUGCUCUUCGGAAAAUAACAUGUGGUAUAUUAUAUGUACAUGUACGUAGGUGACACUUAGUUUUCAUACAUAUAUGUGAACGCAAAACAUUUGAAAGUCAAUCACGCAAAAACAUUUUGCAGAAUAUCAUUUCAAAAGCAUACAUCGUCUCCCAAAGACUGAAAUGAGACUUUUUGUAUGUUAUAAAGAUUUUUAUGUGGAAUUACCUUUGUCGCGUGAUUUAUGCAUCAAAUUCAUUACCUAUCAGCGAAUUCAUUAUUCGCUUUGUUGUCUAAGGUUUAAAACAUUUCAUCAUUUUCUCUUUGUUGAUGAUUUAGUAGACUAGAACUAUGAAUUGUUUAUAUUUUUAUACGAACACCUGUUUAUAAUUCUACAUGCAUAUAUUUGUAGAAAUAUAUUUUAACGAAAUCCAAUUCUUAUACUAUGUGAUAUUAUUCUUUGUGUAUUUGUAGUUUUAUUGUUACGCAUGUCUGCCGUGUUCAGUCAAGCAUUAAAUAAUCUGACACUUU
Ostrea edulis (European flat oyster) is the source of this 3232-nucleotide messenger RNA. RefSeq lists its product as uncharacterized. The coding region runs from base 582 to 2741 and encodes 719 amino acids. The record is from RefSeq and is a predicted model, not a curated record. NCBI's taxonomy places the organism in Eukaryota, Metazoa, Mollusca, Bivalvia, Ostreida, Ostreidae. The transcript has 3 exons.